Pectinophora gossypiella (pink bollworm) is the source of this 807-nucleotide messenger RNA. RefSeq names its product arylalkylamine N-acetyltransferase 1-like. Lineage: Eukaryota; Metazoa; Arthropoda; Insecta; Lepidoptera; Gelechiidae. The transcript is spliced from 4 exons. The record is from RefSeq and is a predicted model, not a curated record. Gene Ontology annotation, molecular function: N-acetyltransferase activity. The coding region runs from base 75 to 788 and encodes 237 amino acids.
UGUCGCAUUGUCUGUGAUAGAGUGUAGACGUAUUUUUAUUUAUUAAAUUAUUUUUCUAUCGUAAUUACAUUGAAAUGGAUUCACUAAGAGUGUGGUCGAGGUUUACAGUGACAAGAAAAGACGGUACGGUCCUUAAGUUGAGGAUUCAAGAUAUGCCCAGUGAGAGGGCAAAUGAUGUUAUAGACUUUAACAUAGAAUAUUUCGUUAAGCAUGAAGUGUUUCACAAGGCUGCAGGUGUGUCCGAUAAUCCGAAAGCAUUGGAAGAGUGUAGAGAGUUUGAUUCGGAGAUGAAGUUAGACGAGACAGACCAUGUCACCAUCUGCUGUUUGGACGGUCCCGAUGGUGUUGUUGGUGACCUGUUGGGAGUUUCCUCCAUGAGCUACAGUACAAAAGACGACGAAGACUUUGAUAUAGGUGAUAUUGAGUUUAAAACUGAGGAAAUGAGGAAAUUUUUCGAAUUUAUCGAUGUACAAAUAUCCUUAUACGACACUAUGAAAGAGCAGAAUGUGGAUAAAAUUCUCGAUGGACGAGGAAUGGCAGUCCAUCCCGAUUACAGAGGACUUGGAAUAGCCACAGAAUUUCUUAAAAUAAGGUCCACAAUAUGCAAGGAAAGAAAUGUUCCCAUCACAGUGGCAUGUAUGACGUCACUCGGAUCACAGAAGGCAGCGGAGAGGGCUGGAUGGGAAACUGUGUUCCAAGUCCCCUUUCUGGACUUAGAAGAACGACUGGGCGUCACCUUCGAUGGCGCACCUCCCUAUUUGAAGAUAAUGCUUGCGAGAGUUUCUUAGUGCAAUAUUCUGUGUUUGA